CACACAGUCACUGUGACUGAGAGCAGAAAUGGAGGAGAAUCAGCUGGACCCAGAAACUUUCUCCUGUUCCAUCUGUCUGGAUCUACUGAAGGAUCCGGUGACCACUUCCUGUGGACACAGCUACUGUAUGAAGUGUAUUAAAACCCAGUGGGAUGAAGAGGAUCAGAAGGGAAUCCACAGCUGCCCUCAGUGCAGGGAGACAUUCACACCGAGGCCUGUGCUAAAGAAGAACACCAUGCUAGCAGCUCUAGUGGAACAGCUGAAGAAGACUGGACUCCAAGCUGCUGCUGCUGCUGCUGCUGACCACUGCUAUGCUGGACCUGAAGAUGUGGCCUGUGAUUUCUGCACUGGAAGAAAACUGAAAGCCAUCAAGUCCUGUUUAGUCUGUCUGGUUUCCUACUGUAAGAAUCACCUCCAACCUCACCUUGAUGUUCCUGGAAUGAAGAAACACAAGCUGGUGGAGCCGACCAAGAACCUGCAGGAGAACAUCUGCUCUCGUCAUGAUGAGGUGAUGAAGAUGUUCUGUCGUACUGAUCAGAAGUGCGUCUGUCUCAUCUGUUUAAUGGAGGAACAUAAAGGUCAUGACACAGUGUCAGCUGCAACAGAAAGGACUGAGAGGCAGAGAGAGCUGGAGGAGAGACAAGGAAACAUCCAGCAGAGAAUCCAGGACAGAGAGGAAGAUGUGAAGCUGCUUCAACAGGAGGUGGAGGCCAUCAGUCGCUCUGCUGAUAAAACAGUGGAGGACAGUGAGAAGAUCUUCACCCAGCUGAUCCGUCUCCUCCAGAAAAGAAGCUCUGAGGUGAAGCAGCAGAUCAGAUCCCAGCAGGAAACUGAAGUGAGUCGAGUCAAAGAUGUUCAGGAGAAGCUGGAGCAGGAGAUCACUGAGCUGAAGAGGAAAGACGCUGAGCUGGAGCAGCUCUCACACACAGAGGAUCACAACCAGUUUCUCCUCAACUACCCCUCACUGCCAGCACUCAGUGAGUCUACACACUCAUCCAGCAUCAACAUCCGUCCUCUGAGACACUUUGAGGACGUGACAGCAGCUGUGUCAGAGCUCAGAGAGAAACUACAGGACAUCCUGAGAAACUCAUGGACAAACAUCUCACUGAUGGUCACUGAGGUGGAUGUUCUGCUGUCAGAACCAGAACCAAAGACCAGAGCUGGGUUCUUGAAAUAUUCAUGUGACAUUACACUGGAUCGAAACACAGCAAACAUCCUGCUGAAAUUAUCAGAGGGGAACAGGAAGGUGAGAUUGAUGAUAGACAGUCAGUCUUAUUCUAAUCAUCCAGACAGAUUCACUAAUAGAUACCAAGUUCUGAGUAGAGAGAGUCUGACUGGACGUUGUUACUGGGAGGUGGAGUGGAAAAUGAAUGUUUCUGUAUCAGUCGCAUACAAGAAUAUCAGCAGAGCAGGAAGUGGCAAUGAAUGUGGAUUUGGAUAUAAUGACAAAUCUUGGGCUUUAGAUUGUAAAGGUUCUAAAUUUGGUCACAACAACAUCUGGACCUCCAUCUCAGAUCCAGUUUCCUCCAGACUAGGAGUUUACCUGGAUCACACAGCAGGACUUCUGUCCUUCUACAGCGUCUCUGAAACCAUGACUCUCCUCCACAGAGUCCAGACCACAUUCACUCAGCCGCUACUGGCUGGAGUUAGGGUGUGGAAUUAUUUUGGGUAUGGAUCCUCUGCAGAGUUCAUUAAACCCAACUAGAUUUCCUCUCUUCUCUCUGAUUACUGAUCAGGCUUCAUGGUUCUGCUGUUCUGUUCUUCUUUAUUUCUCUGCUUUAAAUGUAGUUCUUCUCAGUCUCUUUGCUCCAGGAACCAUUAAUGAUCUCUGCUGAUGUUUUCUUUCAUUCUUUUAUGACACAGAACUGAUCUGCAGAACAAAUGUUGUUUAAAUCAGUUGAUUUUGAUGUGAAAUUAAUUUUCUUCUGUUUUCUUUAUUGUGAUCCACAGAAAAAACUGAAACUAAAUUUGCCUUUAAACUGAUGCUGUUUUCUUCUCUAUUCUUUAGAUUUAGAUCAGAGAAAUAAAUGUCUGUUGUUCUGUUUGGCAUUAUUUAAUAAAACAACUGGAUUACAGACAAUUUUCUUAUUUUUUUCUCUUCAUUAUUACAACAAAUAUUGAGUUUUUUGGUCUAAAGUGUAGAAACGUUUCCUUCAGAUGCUACAGAAGAUCAGAUUCAACCUGAUGUUUACAGGAGCAACAAUCUGACCUGAGUUAAAGUGGAUUACAUUUAGCGUUAAGAUCAGGUUCUGGUCCUGGUUCUGCUCCGGGAACCAGAAUCAGUUGUCAUGACAACAAACACAAAGUAUGUUAAAAAAAAACAACACUUUUUCACACAAACUUACAUCAACACCUUUUUUCUAACUGGAAAUCAUUAAGUUGAACAGAAAACAGACACAUUCACCUGCACACAUUGCUCACUGUGAAACCUGGUGGUGGCAGCAGCAUGCUGUGGGGAUGCUUUGCUUCACCAACUAUUGGCUCUUAGUCUUCAGAAGCCUUGAUGCUUUGAUGGAGUUUCAGCUUCCAGCAGGACAGAGAUCCAAACAUCCAUCCAGAGCUCCAAUGAAACGGUUUAAGAGCAGCAAGAAAGAAGUCAGAGCUGCUGGACGGUUCCUUCAGUCUUUAUCUGGACUAAAACUGCUCUAGUUCAUGAUCGCUACGCUAACUAGAGGAGCAAAGCAGCUUGAUGAAUCUUUUUUUUCCAAUUCAAAUUUUUAAUUUAUUUAGAAACAACAUGAAGAAAGUGUGUUUCAUCUGCUCACAAAGAGUGAUACAAUCUUUUACUGUCGUCUUUCCAUUUUGUUAUUGUGAUGGAAAAAUUACAUUAAGGUCACAUCUGCUAGUCAUGUUAUAUGAAUCAUUGUGAACUCUCACCAAAAGAACUAUUUGGGUUACAUGUAGAAGGUUGGAAGUUGUUUUCUACAGCUGCAUCAGAACCAGACUGUCUCACCCCUUGUUAAUUCUUUAUCUUUGGUAUAAAACUCAUGUGUUUCUCUGCCUGACAGCUUUUCAUCCAGACCUGCUUCAUUACUGAUUGU
Xiphophorus maculatus (southern platyfish) is the source of this 3041-nucleotide messenger RNA. Its product is annotated as tripartite motif-containing protein 16-like. Bases 29 to 1705 code for a protein of 558 amino acids. Gene Ontology annotation, molecular function: zinc ion binding; protein binding. The transcript has a single exon. The record is from RefSeq and is a predicted model, not a curated record. Lineage: Eukaryota; Metazoa; Chordata; Actinopteri; Cyprinodontiformes; Poeciliidae.